Molecule: messenger RNA, 642 nt
Organism: Capsicum annuum
Lineage: Eukaryota; Viridiplantae; Streptophyta; Magnoliopsida; Solanales; Solanaceae
Product: F-box/kelch-repeat protein At3g06240-like
Exons: 1
Coding region: 1-642 (213 amino acids)
Source: RefSeq, a predicted model, not a curated record
AUGGUGAGUUUCCCUUGCAUUGUUCUUCUUUAUCAUCGGCUUCUUUAUCUUUGGCUCAACUGGCUGAGGAUGUACGAAAACUUGAUUGGCCUUCUAACCCGAGACCAUGGAGGUUCAGAAUGUAUUGUUGUUGCGAUGGCUUGGCUCUUAUCAAGUUACGCAAUUAUCCUCGGUACGCGAGCCAUACUUUUGCUAUGGAACCCCUCCACAAGAGAAUCAAUAGUACUUCCUCGCACGGAGUUUUCACUGACAAAAGAUUAUUCUUGUGGACUGGGAUAUGACUCAACUAGUGAUGACUAUAAGAUCCUUAAGAUUGACGACGCAGCACAUUGUGAAAUUCUCGCUCUGAAAAGUGGUUCCUGGAGGAAAAUUGAUAAACGUCCUUCUGGUGUUUUCUCUGUGUUGUCUGAUACGGAGGAUUCUCUGGCAUUUGUACAAGGCGCGUUUCAUUGGCUUGAUGCGUUACUGGAAAAUCCGUUGAUUUCAUUUAGUAUUUCAAAUGAGGUGUACGGAGAGAUACCAUUGCCAGAAGGAAUGUCCUUGGUUUUCAACAUGGAUUGCAUAAAUGGUGUUUCGGCAUUGGGAGGAAUGCUUUGUGUAUAUUCGACUCAUAUUAUCGCGAGAUCCACACAUUCAAGUUAA